AUGGCUUCUGCUCUCGGUGGCGGCGGCGGAUACCGGGCAGCCCCCGCCCGAGUGACAGCAUGGACCGAGCAGCGGCUGCCGACUGCGGCGGCAUGGAACAUGUCUGAGACUGACUUCGCGCAGCAGGGAUUGACGGGUCGCGGCAGAACGCUGAUGCGGCACAUGGGUGAGUAUGUGGCGGCGGCCGAAGCGCCAGCGAGCCGCUGCGGCGACCUCGCGGAGGAGUUCGUCGCGGGAUUCGUGCCACCCGAGUGCGCCGUCACCGCACCCGAGCCCGAGCUCUACUCGCCGCUCCUCGACCACUUCGCAGACGACCGCUCUCACGAGGGAGAGUUCGCCCAGCUCGGCUGGCCGUGCGGCGAGGAGGCUGACGAGGCUGAGGUGGAGGCGGCGAUCGGCGGCAACUUUGAGGCGCUGACCGACUCGGAGCGACCGCUCUUCGAUCUGCUCAACACCGUGCUCGACUGCUGCAGCCCAGAUGUCUGCUGUACCAUUGCGGACCUGCCGUACAAGUGGAACGGCAAAGCAUUGGACGGCUACUUUGAGGGCCCCUUUGAGGUGGCGGGCUCCUUUUCCGAGCUCUUCAUGAUGCAGAUGCUGAGCGGCGUCGAGGCGGCGUGGGGAAAGCUCGAGAGACCUCAGGUGAAGGCUCUCUACCUGGUCGAGGGCCGGCGAACAUGGCUCGCCACGCGCUGGGCGGGCGCGCGUCGCUGGGGCUCGCAGGGGCUCGCGCAUGUCCUCGCGGUCUUCGAGCAGCGCGUCACCGGCGUCAGGCUCGAGGGCGUGCGGCACCCGCUCGAUGCUCUCGAUGCUGGUCGCGACGUCUUCGUCGGCAUGUUCGGCUCGCGCUUCAACCUGCUCUUCUACCAGGCGCUGCUUCACUCCAACUGGCUGGCAAGGGAUUGGGACAUCAACUCGGCGCCUCCUGGCUCGCACAUUGCCUUUGAGCUCCACGAGACCGUCGGCGCGAGCGGCAUCGCCAACCGCACGGUGCGGGGCGUCUUCACGGCAGCCUCGAUCGACCAGAUGGAGAGACAGAUGCCGUUGGCACCGCCCGCCGACCCGCCCGGGACCUCCGUCUUCCUUCGGAUGGAUUGGGAGGACUUUCGCCUGCUGGUGCUCGGGGCGGUAGACUCGAGAUGCGUCACGUUUCCGCUGAGGCGCGAGAUCGAGCGGAUGAAGGAGGGACCGACGGUCCCGCCGGAGGACGACCUGCGCCUGCCCGACCUGGCCUCCCUCUACUUUGCGGACGCAGCGGAGGGCUGGUCGCAGGCCGACUUUGAGGGGGCGCAUAAUGAGUGGGAGUCAUCCAUCGCCGCUGCCGCAACCCACGAAACAGCAGCCCACGAAACACACUUGCAGACGACGCCGGUGCCGGUCCCGCCGCCGGCCACGCCUCUGCAACUGUGCAGCCCGAUCAAGGCAGCUUCUGGUGUGAGCGCAACCACCACCGCGGCCGGCUACACGCACAUUGACGCAGGCUCAUGCGAAGAUUACGGCUGCCGCGCACCAGCCACCGCGGAAGAAUGCCUCGCGGCUGUUGACGGCGGAUCGCCCCUGUACCGCGCGCCAAAGCGGAGCAGGGGCACCGACGGUCCGUACUCGGCCUGCGACUACAAGGCCUCGGCUGCGCAGGUGACGUGGCGGGAGGGGCGCUCCGCCAAGUGCGGCGAGGGCAAGUACCCGUGCAUCUGUCUCUGCGAGGCCUGCCCUGGCGGCCUGCCGUGCCCUCAGUGCGGAGAGGCGGCCUGUGAGUGCCCCGCGCUCUUUGCUCCAGACAGCCACCCCCACACGACUGGCAAGCUCAAGGCGUCCAUCGAAGAGGUGAUUGAGCAGAUCGAGGAUGACGGUGGCAGCAGCCCGAGCUCGGCGAGCUUGAUCGACGCCAGCGGCGACGUGGAGAGCAGGGCGGCCCCGCCGGCGACCCCGCUGACCGACGCCACGGUGGCGGCGGCGCUCGCCCUGGUGGCGUGGGGCGCGCACGAAGUCGCGCACGUCUCGUGCCGCUUGGAGCAUUUGGAGUUCGCCCGUAUGCCUCUCCGCCGCCUUCUCGGCGCGUGCGGCGGCGCGUGCGCCACACGGACGUGUCCAACGAUCGCCGCCACGAUCCCCUCGCCGAUUCGAGGUGGCGUUGCUGGCUCUGUGCUGGCGAUGCACAGGUUGCUCCUCUACGCUCUCGUUGCCAUGAACGGCGGUCCCUUCUCGACCGACCCAGUGUUGCAAAUGGCGCGCCUCGCCUGGUUCCUCCGUGAUUCGGGCGGCGCUGGGAUCAACCUGCAGACGGCAAACGUCGCGAUGGUGCUCGACCCGUGGUGGAGCCCGGCCAUCGAGCGGCAGGCACAGGACAGGAUCUGGCGGCUGCGUUCGCCGUACGACGAGAUCUUCUGCUACUCCUUCCUUGCUGGCGAGACGGUCGACGAGUACGUGCAGGCGAAGAAGGAGGAGAAGGAGGAGAUUGCCGCAGACACGAUCGAACGCGUCGCCGACUGCGCGCCGCCGCUCUCCGAUGCUGCUGGAGGGAAGAAGGGCGAGCCGGCCGAGCGGGCGGUGGUCAAGCAGCUUUCCGAGGCGGGAUACGACAGCAAGGCGCCCGCCCUCCAGCCGCACCAGACGUUUGGCGUGUGCUGGCUGGUACGGCAGGAGGCCGGCGACAACCCGCUGGCGAAAGGCGUGCAAGGAGGGCUGCUUGCCGACGACAUGGGACUGGGGAAGACGCUGCAGCUCCUGUGCACGAUUGCACUCGGCGGGUCGCUGCCGACGCUCGUCAUCUGCCCGCUCGCAGUCUUCAACUCUUGGGAGAAGGACGCGGCAAGGCUGAGCGCGGGGGAGCUGCAGAGGAUGCAGGCGGCGGCGAGCGCGGCCGGCAGGAAACUGGUGCUCGUCACCAACUACGAGACGUUCAGGAACCGGGUGGCUGCGCUGCAGGACAUCGCCUGGGAGCGGCUCGUCGUGGACGAGUCGCACAAGCUGAACAACCGCGCCAACGGUAUCCUGCACCUGGCCGUCAGUUCGGCUCUGACGCCCGACGAGCUCAACGAGCGGGCAAAGGUGGGAGGGAGGGAGCUGGACUGCAAGAUCCGGUGGUGCGUCACAGGGACGCCGGUGACAAACAAGCUGGAGGACUGGACCGCGCAGUUGGCGACCAUCGGUGCGACGGUGGCACAGCAGGAGGUCAUGCCCACUCUGGUGGGUAGCGACGCGCUGCACGGGCUGGCGCUCCGACGCACCAAGCUGGGCGUGAAGGCGGCGUCGGGUACCAAGCUCCCCCGCUGCUUUGUGCGCGCGCACUGGUCGGCGCUGCCGCCAGAGGAGCAGCAGAAGUACUUCGAGGAGCUCAGCAAGAGCGGGGGGCUUGGAAAGUGGGUCCGCGGCCGCAUGCUCACCACCGUGCAUGCUGAGAAGAAGGAGAGCAAGGAGGAGAGCAAGGACGCGCCCUCGGCCACGGCGUGGGUGCGCAACGAGACAGGGCGGCUGGCGCGGCCAGGACCGAAGUAG
Molecule: messenger RNA, 3495 nt
Organism: Emiliania huxleyi CCMP1516
Lineage: Eukaryota; Haptophyta; Isochrysidales; Noelaerhabdaceae
Exons: 9
Coding region: 1-3495 (1164 amino acids)
Molecular function (GO): ATP-dependent chromatin remodeler activity; ATP binding
Source: RefSeq, a predicted model, not a curated record